Messenger RNA from Hypoxylon trugodes, 1980 nucleotides. RefSeq lists its product as uncharacterized. Gene Ontology annotation, biological process: regulation of exit from mitosis; maintenance of rDNA. The record is from RefSeq and is a predicted model, not a curated record. The transcript has 2 exons. Bases 265 to 1737 code for a protein of 490 amino acids. Lineage: Eukaryota; Fungi; Ascomycota; Sordariomycetes; Xylariales; Hypoxylaceae.
CCUGUGUUUUCUUUCGAGUCAACAAUAAAAUAAAAAAAAAUUCAGGACAACCAACCCAUUUCCGGCUGGACAGGACGAGCAAGCCAAAACGCCAAAUCAAUUACGACCCCUUCGCGCGGGUUAUCGUUUCGCUGCUGCUCGUCCUGACUUUUUAAUUUGGCUCUGCUUUAGGUACAUUAUCUCAUCCAUGUGCUGAGCUGGGUAGAUAAUUUAUUUUGUUGUUCCUCGUCUCCCGCAUCCGGUAGCAACCAAAAUAGCGAAAAGAUGCCGCCAAGGUUAGUGCGUCGGCGACCGCUCCUCGAGCGCGUCAAGGCCAUGCUGAAUCCUAUGGACUUCCUACUAUGGCUAUCCGAGGAGAUCGAAACGCGGGAAUGGAACUCCAAGCUCGUUGGCACGCAGAUGGGUGUCGCUAUGAACUUCAUCUUUCUGCUCGCCCGGGCUAAUUGUACUGGUACCCGCGCGGAAGAUCCUGUGUUCGACGAGGGGUACAUGUCGGGAUGGUUUACUUUUCUCGUCGGUUCCUUGGUCUGGUCUCUCGUCACCUUCUCAGCCGUUAAUGCAACUUACACGAUGUACCGAUCCCGACAUUAUCGACUAUUCGAGGCAGACGUAGAGAGGGAACCUCAAACACCUUCGGCGCAUCGCGUUCGUGUCCAAUCGUCCCCUGUAUCGUCGUCACCCCUACGAUUUUUGACGGGUAUGAUGAAUUCCGACAGCGCGGAAUCGAGGGCGCAUCCUGAUCGAAGUCGAGACGUGUGGGAAAUAUCAAUAUGGGAUCCGUUACCGAUUUGCCUGCAAAUAUUUUGCUUGUUCAGCCCUGGCCACGUCCUCGUCUACAUGUUGUUCUUACCGCUGGCACCUCUGGAUGUGAGACCGAGCGUCACUGUCUUUAAUUGUAUUGUGCUCCAGUGCAUCCUCUCGGGCCAGCUCCUUCUACUCCAGUCAAGGUUCACGCAGCAGAAUAAGGACACGGCUAUUAUCCAGAAGGAAGUCAUGCACGAAUACGAUACCAAAUUCGUCCAUCCCAGGCUAUACCCUACCGUGAGAGAUGCGUCAACACAAAUAUCGCAAAACGAAGACGGCGAUGAUCUCGAUGAAGAUAUACAAGUUGGCAUGCCCGCCGUCCAACUUAAACGCGGCUUCAAAACGCGACCUAAUCCCAACUAUAUCAAACACAUCGAUCCCGACCGCGGCCGAUCGACCUAUACUAACUCCGGUCACAGCUCUGGACUAUUUACCCCGCCCGUAUCUAAUAGGCAUACCGAUCCCUACGGCAGCGAGCUAAGGGGUCGCACCUCUAUGGUCGCCUCUACCAAACCAGCUCAUCGCCGAGGUGCAUCAGGCCUUCCCACAUCUUUUAAUCCAAAUGCGUCCCGACUUGGGACAUCCACAGCUACGGCUUCUACACCCAAUUUUUCUGCUUCUACUUCUUCCAACGCCAAUAUCACCACUGCUGGCGCCGCCCAGGCAGGAGGCGAUGGUGGUUACAUGGGCGUAUUUACUCACCCUAAUUCUCCCCUGAAGAAAGCCCCUAGUUUAGGCGAACUUCAGUUCCGAUCACCCCGUAAUAAUAGUGAGAUGGCUCAACUUGAGCAAUACCAAUCAGCCAGAGACCGCAGCAGCAGUCCUAUGAAGAGUACUAGAAAGAGUACUGGUACUAUGGGAACGCAACCGCCGGUACCCUGGGGACGACCCCAACCGUCUUCUUAUGAGAGAUAUCCCUCCAUGUGGCGGUAGAGAUGGUUUAGCGAAUGGGCGGAGGGUAACAUAUGGCUUAUGCAUUAAUGUUUGGGGUGCGGCAUCGGGGUGUGUUGGGUUGGGUUGAGCUUGGCUUUCUAUUCUUGAGCCGUGCCAGAAGAACUUUUUCUUUGCAUUUGCCCGGCGUUUGCUUUUUUUAUGUUGUGUGUAUGAAUACGAGCUACAUCUACUUGAGAGCCAAAUAGAAGUAGAAAUGGUAUUAAGGAGCAGCAGUUGACUUAA